AUGUCGCGCUCCAGGGGCUCCACGCCCGAGGAUGAGGAUGCCUAUGACCUUGCCAUCCUAAAGGACGCCGAGCGUGCCGUCUCGGAGGGCUAUCAACCUUCACGCGCGACGUGGGAUGCAGCUGCUAAGUCGGUCGUCGCGGGAACCCUGAAUUCUCUCAGCGACGUCGCUCUGGCUGUGUAUGGUUCACGCGAGAACACGCCGACUUCGUCCACGGACUCCUUCGUCGACGACGGCCGCGGUCCCAACCACCAUAUACCCAGCUUCUUGCAGCUGCCUCUGACUACGAAGAGUGUGCGCGCUGUCAUACAAGAUGCAUUGCCGGGUCACAACAUCGACGUUCCCGCUUGCCAUCGCGCCGCCUCACACCCGUAUGGUCUAUGGUGCUGCCCCUCCCCCGACUGUUCGUACUUCCUGGACCUUCUCCACUUACGGCCGGGGGAGGCCAGCUUUGCUCUACAGUGGGACGCUAUCAAAGCCGGCGUCAUCAAACGCUCCUCUGGCGAGGCUCGCAUCAAGCCGGGCGACCCGACCAUGGCGCGUAUACUCCUGCAACUUUUGUCCAAUCGUCAUCUGGACGUUGCACAUCUGGGCAGGCGUGGCUUGGAGAUGGUUGUCUCGUGCUCGGAGUUCAUGACUGAGGCGCAGCUCGUAACUUGGCGUUGGAAAGCAGACUGGCUCGAGCUUAUGCCCGACAUACAGGACGCUGCCGACGACGACGAGCGAGGACUGACCUUCGCGCUUCGCCGGUGGCUCUCUGAGAAGGGCGCGCGCGCGUGCGAUCGAUUGCGCCGAGGUCUCUGGAUCAGAUAUAGACUCUGGGCCCGCACAGACCGGGCAUGGCGCCAGGAUAUUGUACGGUCGGCGCUAGAGGCUGGCGAAGACGAUCACACUGUUGCGCUCAAGCUAGCCUUUGAGUGCCGUAUGGCCGAUUUCAGCGCCGAAGGCCGAGCGGCCUUGGACGCCCAGGCGACGGCGCAGGCUCUCGAUCGCGAUGUCGAGAACUUCACACAGCUGACGGUCCGCCCGUGGCCCCGCGAAUAUUUUACCUGGGAGGGUCUGUCAGAUAAGGAACGCGCCGACCUCACUGCAGCUUACGCGUCGGGCGACCACAAUGCGCUGUUGAAGUGCGAACGCCGCGUGUACCACUACCCCUGGCUCAGCAGCUGGUGA
Messenger RNA from Peniophora sp. CBMAI 1063, 1173 nucleotides. Lineage: Eukaryota; Fungi; Basidiomycota; Agaricomycetes; Russulales; Peniophoraceae. The record is from the annotation of a GenBank genome assembly.